AUGCUGAAGUCCCUGACCGUUUCUCAGAUUCCAUCGGCCACUCUCGCGGUUCGCGGAUCCUUCUCAGGCUCAUUCGACAAAUCGCCUUCAGGUUUUCAUUCCCCUCCUCGUCCGUACGCGUUAAGAUCGACCUCGUCAAGCGACACAGCCACUCAGUUAGCAUCGCGAUUUCUCCCGUCAGCAGUUAACUUCCAGAUUCGCCCGCGAUCAGCGGCGAGCGUUAAUCGGCGAUCGGCAGUCGUCAUGGCGGCUUCGGGUGCCUCGGACGGUAGCGACAUCUUCAAGCGAAGCAUCAACCUCAUGAUCGUCUCUGAUCUCGACAACACCAUGGUGGACCACAAGGACCCCAACCACGAGUCGCUGCGCGAGUUCGCGUCUCUCUGGCAGUCCACGUUCGCGCGGGACUCGCUGCUCGUCUACUCCACUGGCCGCUCGCCCACCCUCUACACCCAGCUGAAGAAUCAAGUGCCGCUGCUCACGCCUGACAUUGUGAUCAUGUCAGUGGGUACGGAGAUCACCUAUGGCGCGUCCAUGCAGCCGGACAAGGGGUGGGAGGAGUAUCUGGACGAUGGGUGGGACAGAGAGGCUGUGGUCGAUGUCGCCAAGGCUUUCCACAGCUGCGGUUCCAGGACAGGGAUGGCAGGGGUGAAUGGCGCUGAGGUUGUGAGGGAGAUAGCCUAUGACGCGUCCAUGCAGCUGGACAAGGGUGGGAGGAGCACCUGGACGAUGGGUGUGACAGGGAUGCGGUCGUGGAGCAAGCCAAUGAAACCUCACUUGGCUUCUGUCAGGUUUAAAGCUGACUGCUCUCCUGACUGCUCUCCUGACUGCUUAAAGUCAAGUUUUUAUACUCCCGUGUCUCCCACUGCUCUCUUACCUGCCACAGGUGGACUCGGAGCAGCAGCCGCACAAGGUCAGCUUCCAUUCAGGUUGAGCAAGCUUUAUUCAGUAUUCCUACCUACCCCACUUCUCCCACUGCUCUCUUACCUGUCACAGGUGGAAUCAGAGCAGCGGCCCCACAAGGUGAGCUUUCACCUGGAGAAGGACAAGGCAGGCAACGUGGUGGAGGAGCUCAGAAGGAAGCUGGCGCAGCGAGGGCUCAAGGCGAAGGUGAUAUACAGCGGGGGGUACGAUUUGGACAUUCUCCCUGAGCGAGCGGGCAAGGGGCAGGCCAUGGCUUACCUGCUGCGGCAGUUCAGGGAGCAGAGCGGCAGCGCUCCCAAGCACACGCUGGCGUGUGGUGACUCGGGCAAUGAUGCAGAGCUGUUUGAAGUGGAGGGAGCCUACGGCGUGAUUGUAUCCAACGCAAUGGAGGAGCUGGUGGAGUGGCACAGGGCGCACCACAGCACGGACCACGUGUUCCGAGCCAGCAAGCGGUGUGCGGGAGGCAUUAUAGAAGCCAUUAAUCAUUUCAAGUUUGGUCCUCAGUAA
This is a messenger RNA of Closterium sp. Yama58-4, 1428 nucleotides long. The record is from the annotation of a GenBank genome assembly. NCBI's taxonomy places the organism in Eukaryota, Viridiplantae, Streptophyta, Zygnematophyceae, Desmidiales, Closteriaceae.